UUUUCUCCAUCUCCGGUACUCAGGCGUCAGGCUCUCUCUCUCUGUCUCACCAUCUUUUCUUCCUUUUUCCCACCGACAAUUCUCUUCUUCUUCUCCGAUCGAAAUUAGUCGUCUGAUCGCAAUGCAUGCUCUCAAGGACAAGGUCUCACAGAAGCUUUCUAAUCUCUUCGCCGAUUCCCCUACCCAAUCUGCUUCUCCUCGCUAUUCCCUCUCCGAUUCUCCAAAGGCCAGGCUGAAUUCGAGCUCAGGGAAAUCGUUUACUUCGUAUUUCUCUUUUGGUGUUGUUCAAUCUGGAAACGAGAAUGGUGAUUCCCAACCAUGCCCACCUCCUCCUCUUCCCGUUAGAACAGAUAGCUACGAGUCUGUUGAGAAUUACAAACAUGGAAAUGGGCAAAACCAAGCUGAGGCAAUUACAAUGAUCUCGAAUGGCCAAGACAAGGAUUACUUUGACGGGAUGAAGCAGAUGAAGGAAUUAACCGAAAGCUCUGCUUUUAUUUCUGCUAACUUGUGUGAGUUCUUGCAAGCGUGUCUUCCAAACAUCGUGAGAGGAUGCAAAUGGAUCUUGUUGUAUAGUACGUUGAAACAUGGCAUAUCACUUCGUACGCUACUGCGUAAAAGCGCAGAGCUUCCUGGUCCUUGUUUACUGGUUGCUGGAGACAAACAAGGUGCGGUUUUUGGCGCUUUGCUGGAAUGUCCAUUAAGACCUACUCCUAAGAGAAAAUAUCAGGGUACAAGCGAGACAUUCUUGUUCACAACUAUUUAUGGUCAACCACGCAUAUUUAGACCUACCGGUGCUAACCGAUAUUACUGGAUGUGUAUGAACGAGUUUUUGGCAUUUGGAGGUGGAGGAAACUUUGCUCUAUGUUUAGACGAAGAUUUGUUGAAGGCAACAAGUGGACCUUCAGAAACCUUUGGGAACGAAUGCUUAGCUAGCAGCACUGAGUUUGAGUUAAAGAAUGUCGAGCUCUGGGGAUUCGCACAUGCGUCUCAAUACUUCUCCUCCUGAUCUUGAAGAUCCUUUCCUGGUUGAGAAUCGAGAUAACCUUUAAAGAAAGCUUACUGUAUUUUUGAAUCAGUUGAUUGUUUCGAAGUUUAUAAUUAGGCUAAGACAGUUUUCAGGCUUUAAACUGUUUAAAGAAUGAUAAUAUUACAUGAUUUUGUAUCUGUGUUGCGAAGAAGUAUACUAAUUCAGCUUAGACUGAAACUCUACAAUAGUGUUAUUAUUUGUUAUAUAUAUCAGAAUUUCAUCUA
Messenger RNA from Eutrema salsugineum, 1251 nucleotides. RefSeq names its product TLD domain-containing protein 2. NCBI's taxonomy places the organism in Eukaryota, Viridiplantae, Streptophyta, Magnoliopsida, Brassicales, Brassicaceae. The record is from RefSeq and is a predicted model, not a curated record. Bases 122 to 1006 code for a protein of 294 amino acids. The transcript is spliced from 8 exons.